GUUAGUUGACGAAGAUUAAUUCACUGCUGCUAUAUUAUGGUAUAUUUUGGGGCAAUGAGUUGGCAGUUUGCUAGCUGUAUUCUCACAACUUCUUGCACUUUCAAGUCUAUAUAACUUGUCUUCUUGAUACAUAUAUGUAUACCAAUACCUGCCAUCGAUUUUCAUAAUGGGCACCUUAAUCUACCACACAUUAAUCUUCUUACUUUUGAUCUCUCUCACGCUCGCUCAAGUUCGCAUUCCUAUUACGAGACAAAGCCAUGCUCCAGAUCCUGCUCUCAACCGCCGUUUUUUUACCCGCGACUCGGUCUCUACAUCUCUUGCAAACGAUGCGACACAAGCAAGCUAUGUGAUCUCUGUCAAAGUCGGAAUCCCGCCUCAGGAUGUUGAUUUGACUAUUGAUACGGGGAGCACUGAUACCUGGGUGAUCCUCAAUACUGCUACUUCGUGUACUGGUGUUGGAAUACCAGAUAAUAACGGAUCUGCUCCAGUUCUAUGCAGGACUCCAUACAACUCAAGUGCUUCUUCGACCGUCGAAUUAAACAUUACGACCGACGAAUUUAAUAUUGCGUAUGUGGAUGGUGGUAUUGCUCAGGGACCUUACAUAGCCGACACUUUUGUGCUCGGUAAUGUCACCAUUGAGUCUCUCCAGAUAGGUCUCGCCAGCGACACAAACAUACAAAUGGGAAUACUUGGACUUGGCUAUUCUAUCGGCGAAGCCUCUAAUACAGUGUUUCCCAAUGUCAUUGACAAGCUAGUCUCCCAGAAUCUCAUCGGUUCCAGGGCUUAUAGUCUCUAUCUAGAUUCACAAGACUCAGCUACUGGGUCUCUUCUUUUUGGUGCAGUCGAUACCACCAAGUUUGUUGGCGAGCUGGUGAGCAUAGAUAUAGUGCCCCAACCGUUGUGGAAUGGCUCGAUUCUCUACUCGACAUUGUCAGUUGAGCUUGCUGCAGUGGGUAUCACAGAUCAAGAGGGCAAUGCCGCAAAUUUGACAACGUCUCCCCAAGUUGUACUUCUGGACUCUGGAACCUCGAUCACUAUAUUACCAGCCGAGGUGACGAAUGCCAUGUUUAAGGAACUCAACGCCUACGAUGAUACCAACUCCACUGGCAAUGUCUACCUCCCCUGUUCGUUGCUCAAUACUUCGUCCUCUUUGACAGUCGACUAUUCUUUCUCCUCCUCUUCCACCUCUGCUGUGAUUAGGGUUCCCAUAUCAGAACUCGUGUUUCCACUGACCAACCCGGUUUAUGCACUGUAUCCCGAGGAUACUCUCCCAGAUUUGCCAUUUAGUGGCGAAGCAUGUGCGUUUGGGAUACAAACGUCCAACGAUAUACAUAUACUUGGAGACACCUUUUUAAGAAGUGCAUAUGUGGUGUAUGAUUUGGACAACAAUCAAAUCGGACUCGCGCAGGCCAAUUUCGAGAGCAAUUCUGUGAGUGCCAGUUCAAGCGAUGGGGAUGGACAUGAGCAUAUUGUGGAGUUGAAAGCGGGAGAAUCCAUUCCGGCUUUGACGGGCGUUAGUGUGACGAGUUCGGCGGAACCUAGCCCUUCCAGUAGCGCUAGCAAGACUGUGAAUUCUCUUGCUGCCACGGCAACGGCCGCAGCGACGAGGAAGUCUGGUGACGCUAUAUCGACGAUGGGGAAUGUAGAUUUCAGAAUUCUCGGUUUCUUUGUACUAGGAGGAAUCUUUUUAAAUGGAGCAAUCGUCGCGUGAUCAUUUCGGGUUACAUGGUCCUGAUGAGACAGGGAGGAUGCAACAAGGAAGAGGAAUUUUCUUUUCUUACUGAGGAGUAAUCAGAGGAUAUAAUAGACAUAAUGAGUGUAUCAUCUAUGCAUUCACAAAUACAGAAAUCCAUCUCUUUGCAAAGUAAUCUAGAAACAAUAAAUAAUAAGCAUCACUACCUAUAUAUAGUAAUACCAGCGUCA
Molecule: messenger RNA, 1923 nt
Organism: Botrytis cinerea B05.10
Lineage: Eukaryota; Fungi; Ascomycota; Leotiomycetes; Helotiales; Sclerotiniaceae
Gene: Bcap11
Product: Bcap11
Exons: 2
Coding region: 167-1711 (514 amino acids)
Biological process (GO): proteolysis
Molecular function (GO): aspartic-type endopeptidase activity
Source: RefSeq, a predicted model, not a curated record